Molecule: messenger RNA, 2811 nt
Organism: Ziziphus jujuba (common jujube)
Lineage: Eukaryota; Viridiplantae; Streptophyta; Magnoliopsida; Rosales; Rhamnaceae
Exons: 11
Coding region: 1-2811 (936 amino acids)
Source: RefSeq, a predicted model, not a curated record
AUGCACAAAAACCAGCUUGAUGUUAAAUCAGCAUUUUUAAAUGGUGUACUACAAGAAGAGGUUUAUGUAGAACAACCAGAUGGAUUUAUGAUUGACGGGCAUAAGGAUAAGAGUCAAAGUGAAGCCACCCUUUAUACACUGACCAGGGGAGAAAAAGGCAUAUUGCUUGUGGCUAUAUAUGUUGAUGACAUAGUGUAUACAGGGAAUGAUAGUGAAAUGCUUCACUGGUUUAAAGAAGACAUGAUGAAAAGGUAUGAAAUGACAGAUUUAGGAUUGCUCCAUCAUUUUCUUGGUAUGGAAGUAAUACAAACAGCUUCGAGUAUUUUUGUGCAUCAGAAGAAGUAUGCUUCCACAUUACUAAAAAAAUUUGGUUUAACAAAUUGCAAUCCAGUUCUCACACUAUUGAUUGCAAAUGAGAAGCUUAGCAAAGAAGAUGGAAGUAGAGCUGCAGAUGAAGAGUUUUAUCCAAAAAUUGUGGAAGCCUACUCAAAGAGAGUACUAAGAUACAUCAAAGGUACCUUAGACUAUGGUUUGGAAUAUGUCAAAGGAAAACAAAAUAUUUUAGUAGGAUAUUGUGACAGUGGUUGGAGUGGAUCUGUGGAUGAUAUGAGGAGUACAUCUGGAUAUGCUUUCAGCUUUGGAAGUGGAGUGUUUUCAUGGGCUUCAGUCAAACAAAGUUAUGUUGCACUCUCCACUACCGAGGCAGAAUAUAUUAGUGCAUCAGAAGCAAUUGCACAAGCAAUAUGGCUUCGGUUUGUACUUGAGGAUUUUGGUGAAAUGCAAGCUAAAGCCACUCCUCUACAUUGUGACAAUACUUCAGCUAUUGCCAUCACUAGGAAUCCAGUUGCAGACAUAUUCACAAAGCCUUUACCAAGUGAUUGGUUUAAUUACUUGAGAGACAAUCUAGGAGUUGUUUCGACACAGAGGUUACAGGGGAGUGUUGAACAAUCGAGGAUCCCAGAGCAGGCAGUUUGUGACAGUUAUCUUGGAGUAAAACAAGUGGGAGGAGCAGAGAGUAGAGUCCGUGAGGGUGAAAGGAGGAUCGUUGACUUGGAAUAUGCAAACAACAGAAACGAAGAGAGAAUCAGAAACUUGGAAAAUGCAAAGAACAAAAAUGAAGAGAGAAGCAAAAACUUAGAAUUUGUGAAGAAUCAAAAUGAACAGAGAAUCAAAAACUUGGAAUCUGCAAAAGAAAAAUGUAAAAAAGAAGCAGAAAUUUAUGGAGAGAGAAUCAAAAGUUUAGAAUAUGCAAAGGAACAAAUUGAGAAAGAAGCGGAAAUUCAUAGAGGUAGAAUCAAAAGUUUGGAAUCUGCCAAGGAAAAAAGUGAGAAAGAUGCAGAAAUUUAUAAAAAGAGAAUCAAAAGCUUGGAAUCUGCGAAGGAAAAAAUUGAGAAAGAAGCGAAAAAUUAUAGAGAGAGAUUCAAAAGCUUGGAAUUGGAAGUUUAUAAAGAGAGAAUCAAAAACUUGGAAUGUGUGAAGGGAAAAAUUGAGAAAGAAACGGAAAUUUAUAAAGAGAGAAUCAAAAGCUUGGAAUUUACAAAGAAAAAAAGUGAAAAAGAAAAGGAAAUUUAUAGAAAGAGAAUCAAAAGCUUAGAAUCUGCAAAGGAAAAAUGUGAUGGGUUUCUACUAAAACUCUUGGAAUCGCUCCGUUUGGCGGAGGAGAGAUUUGUUAGGAUCAUCAAUAAUGUUGUUGAUGAAGAAAAAGUUGAAAAUUGUACAAAUGAGAGUGAUGGGUUGGAAUUGGAUGGAGAAUUGAAGGCAGUUUCAGAGGAGUCAAUGGCUGUCACAAAGCUUGCGGGAGUGGUUGAAUUGAAAGUGAAUGAGUAUAAAGAAUCAAGGAAGAAGGAGAAGAGGGAAUUGGAGAACAGUGUGGUGAGUUUGACAGAAGAGAAUCGGAAUAUAGAUAGUUUGCUUAGGAUUGCUUUGGUGGAGAUGGAGGCUGUGGAGAAGAGCUUGAGUAGGUUGAAGGGGAAUAGUGAGCAGAACAGGGUGGCCAUUUUUCAGAUUGCAGAAAGUUCAGGUACUAAGGUGGAUACUUCUAGAGCUGGUGCUGGGAAUAAGUUAGAUGGUAGUGAGAGUGAAGAGGAGGUUGUAAGCCUGGCAUCAAAUGUAGAGAGGAUAACGAAGAAUUUAAACCUUGAAAUCACCCAAUUGAGGAGGUCUUUGGAAGAAUCUAGGUCAAACACCGAGCAUCUACAGAGUCUUACAGAGAAACAAGCUCAAGAUAUUGCUGAAAACAUGCUAUAUAUCAAGCAGUUGGAAGAUAGAGAGAAAAAGUUGGCUCAAAAUGUUGAGGAACUCCUGAUGAAGAUAAAGCAAACUGAAGCAGAGUUUGCUAGAUGGAAUGAAGCUUGUGAAUUAGAAGUUGAAGCUGGGAAACGUGAGAUUGAAGAACGUGACAAAGUGGUUGCCAUUCUCAACCAAGAACUAGAGAAAACAAAGACUGCUUUGGACACUUCAAAUCAGAAAUUAAAUGAAAAAGAAGAACUUGCAGCUGCUGCCAUGGCUGCCCAGUCAGCAGCAGAGAAGUCCCUGCAACUGGCUGACAGCACAGCUGCAGGACUCCGUAAGCGGGUAGAAGAGCUGUCAAAACAAUUAGAAGAAGCAGAGAGCCGAUACCGGAACAGACACAAGGCCAGACACAUAUGUGGGCCAUGGGGAGCACUCACACUGAGUACUGCUACUAUGAAAAAUAAAGUGAAGAUUGUAAGGAGGAUGCUGUCAAAAUGCAAGCCUUGGCGAGCACUCAAACUGAGUAGUGCUAACAUGAACAAUAAAGUGAAGAAUGAAAGAAGGAUGCUAUCAAACUAA